This is a messenger RNA of Dermochelys coriacea (leatherback sea turtle), 1842 nucleotides long. Its product is annotated as cytochrome P450 2J2-like. Bases 606 to 1754 code for a protein of 382 amino acids. The transcript has 10 exons. Gene Ontology annotation, cellular component: intracellular membrane-bounded organelle; cytoplasm. The record is from RefSeq and is a predicted model, not a curated record. Gene Ontology annotation, biological process: arachidonate metabolic process; xenobiotic metabolic process. Lineage: Eukaryota; Metazoa; Chordata; Testudines; Dermochelyidae. Gene Ontology annotation, molecular function: heme binding; oxidoreductase activity, acting on paired donors, with incorporation or reduction of molecular oxygen, reduced flavin or flavoprotein as one donor, and incorporation of one atom of oxygen; iron ion binding.
GCUCAGAUUAACUUGAGCCUGGCAUAUCUCCAGACUCCAGUGUGAUGGUGGGUCUGAAAGAAGAGAAACAAAACAGGAAGUGGGGCUCAUAGGAGGGUUGAAAGCUCUCUGGGAACUGUUAAGACUCCAGCAAAGUGAGAGCUCAGCCUGAGAGCUCCAGCAGAUUUGCCCAGAGCCGGACGAUAAAGGCAGCGGCAAGAGGAUGUUGGGGAUCAACUCUCCCCAGGCAGCAGCUGAGAUCAGCAGAGGCAGGGGAUGCUAGCAGACCGUUGUCUGAUGGGCCUCAACCUUUGGGACGUGCUCCUUUCUUGGUCUGAAAUCUGCCCAAGUUUGUUGAUCUUCUGGGGACACAGCAAAGCCCAUCUGUUCAACUGGACUGGACUGGGCUUUCAGACUGUGUUAGCUCCACUAACUGAGGAUUGCUGCUGGUGAAGUUGGCACAGAUUCAUGGGAAGAUCUUCACCUUGUGGUUGGGACAGAGCCCUGUGAUUGUAUUGCAUGGAUUCCAAGCAGUGAAAGACGGUCUAACCACCAACCCUGAAGAUGUUUCUGGCCGGCCAACAAAGCCUUUCUUCAAUGAAAAGGCCAAUGAAAAGGGGAUUAUUAUGACAAGCGGUCACACCUGGAAGCAGCAGAGACGCUUUGGGCUGAUGACCCUGCGGAACCUGGGGCUGGGCAAGAAAGGCCUGGAGCACCGAAUCCAAGAGGAGGCCCAUCACCUGGUGGAGUGCUUUAUGAAUGAGAGAGGACAGCCCUUGGACCCGUGUGUCUUCUUCAGCCAAGCUCUUUCAAAUGUCAUUUGCGCUGUGGUUUUGGGACAUCGCUUCUCCGCUGAUGAUGAGACCUUCCAGCAGCUGCUUAAAGCCAACGCCUUUGUGCUCAUAUUUGUCGGCACCCUCAGCGAAAGACUGCACAAUACUUUCCCCUGGCUCAUGGACCACCUCCCAGGACCUCACAAGAAGAUGCUGUCCUACUAUGGGUUUCUGCAUUCUUUUGUAAAGGAAGAGAUCAGACGCCACGAGGAGAGUGGGAUACCAGAUGAGCCACAGGAUUUCAUUGACUUCUACCUGGCACAGAUGGUCAAAUGCAAAGAUGACCCCACCUCUACAUUUGAUGAAGGUAACCUGAUUCAGACUAUCCUGGACCUCUUCAUAGCUGGUACAGAGAGUACAGCCACGACCCUGCGCUGGACACUGAUCAGCCUGGUGCUUCAUCCGCACAUCCAAGCUGAAUGUGUCUCCUCAGAGAAGGUCCAGAAGGAGCUGGAUGGUGUGUUGGGUCCUUCCCAAGUAAUCUGCUAUGAGGAUCGGAAGAACCUGCCGUAUACCAAUGCUGUGAUUCAUGAGAUCCAGCGCUACAGUUGCAUUGCCCCGGUUGGAGUCCCCAGACAAUGUGCGAAGGACACAACACUCUUGGGAUUACCUGUCCCAAAGGGCACUGUCAUCUUGCCAAAUAUAUGUUCCGUCUUGUCUGAUCCUGAGCAGUGGGAGACACCUCACCAGUUCAACCCGACUCACUUCCUGGAUAAGGAUGGAAACUUCAUGAGCAGAGAAGCAUUCUUACCAUUCUCAGCGGGGCACCGUGUGUGUUUGGGGGAGCGCCUGGCAAGGACUGAGCUCUUCAUCUUCUUCACCAGCCUGCUGAGGGCGUUCACGUUCAGGCUGCCGGAGGGAGUGACUGAAAUUAACACUGAGCGUAUUUUGGGGGGCCUAUUACAACCGCACCACUAUAAGAUCUGUGCCGUUCCUCGCUAGGCCGCAGCACGUCACAGAUGACCAGGAAACUCAAUAGGCGGGUGUUUCUCAUAGUGAAUUUCCAUAAGUAAACAAACUAUAAAACAAA